This is a messenger RNA of Gongylonema pulchrum, 399 nucleotides long. NCBI's taxonomy places the organism in Eukaryota, Metazoa, Nematoda, Chromadorea, Rhabditida, Gongylonematidae. The record is from the annotation of a GenBank genome assembly.
GAAAAAGCAAAUGAUAAUAAAGCAGAAGAAAGUAAUGAAGAAACGACGGAAGAAAAUGAGGUGAAAAUGGAAAACGGACAUAUCGGAGAUGGCUUAACAGCAAGACGAUGGCUCGUCACGGUGGAGCCCGUUGACGCACUUUCACUGGCUUGUACCCUUGGCGCAAAAGGGCGUAUUUUUCGAGUUGAUGACGGCAUGGCCACAUUGCUUGGUUACGUUUCGAUGAGGGAACUGCUUGGCACCGAAAUUUCGAAACUGAUCCCAGCUGUUAAACUGGACUGUGACAAUGAGGAGCAGCAUGUUUGUGCACUUGGCGUUCGCGGUAACUCAAUCCCAGUCACUGUGAGGAUCAAGGCGGAAAGAGAUCCAAAAAGUGAGACUUUCUUUCGGAUAUUAUAG